Molecule: messenger RNA, 5044 nt
Organism: Lates calcarifer (barramundi perch)
Lineage: Eukaryota; Metazoa; Chordata; Actinopteri; Centropomidae
Gene: osbp
Product: oxysterol binding protein
Exons: 16
Coding region: 243-2531 (762 amino acids)
Cellular component (GO): membrane; cytosol; intracellular membrane-bounded organelle
Molecular function (GO): sterol binding
Source: RefSeq, a predicted model, not a curated record
CGCCGAGAGAGCUGCAGAGUUGAAACUGAUCGUUGGCAUCGUCUGCGACGUGUCAGCUAGUUUGACAGCUUCCUGUUGUUUAGCUAGCAGCAAGCUUAGUGACCGACGCUGUUUUAAGUAGCUUUGAUGUGUGGAAAUGGCAUUUUGUUCCGCGAAGUACCUUACAAUAUCCAGGCUGUGUUUACCUGACGCUCGCAUGUAAUAGGCUCUAACCUCACCCAGUGAAACCACAGGCUGCUGUGAUGUCGGAGCCUAAGCCUCCUACUCCAACCCCUGGAGACACAUAUAAGGGUUGGCUCUUCAAAUGGACUAACUACAUAAAAGGCUACCAGAGACGCUGGUUUGUCCUGAGCAAUGGACUGUUGUCGUAUUAUAGGACCCAGGCAGAGAUGGGUCACACAUGCCGAGGCACCAUCAACUUGGCCACAGCCAACAUUGCUGUGGAGGACUCGUGCAAUUUUGUCAUUUCCAAUGGCGGAGCACAGACCUACCACCUGAAGGCCAGCUCAGAAGUGGAGCGCCAGCGGUGGAUCACUGCGCUGGAGCUCGCCAAGGCAAAGGCCGUCCGUAUGCAGGCUGAAUCCGACGACUCAGGUGACGAUUGUCCUGCAGUGCCCCCCACCCCAGGACAGGGUGGAGGCUGCCGUAACUCAGAAAUCCAGUCCACACUACGGACACUGAACAACAAGGUGGAGGACCUCACUACCUGCAAUGAUCUCAUUGUUAAACAUGGGUCUGCCCUCCAAAGGUCUUUGUCAGAACUGGAGGCCAUUCGUGUCGGAGGGGACAUGGGUGAAAAAAUCAGACAAGUUACAGAGAGGGCCACACUGUUCCGAAUCACAUCUAAUGCCAUGAUUAAUGCUUGUAGAGACUUCCUCUCUCUGGCCCAGAACCACAGUAAGCGCUGGCAGAAGGCCUUACAGACCGAAAGAGACCAGCGGAUACGUCUGGAGGAGACUCUAGAGCAGCUAGCAAAACAGCACAACCACUUGGAGAGAGCCUUCAGAGGAGCGACAGUUCUCCCCCCGUCAUUCAGCAACCCCGCCUUAGCUAGCAAAGGUGGUGUUUCAGGAAAAGGUGAUGCCAGUGAUGAGGAUGACGACAAUGAGUUCUUUGAUGCUAUGGAAGACCCAGCAGAGUUUAUUACCGUUCCCGCUGACCCAAAGUAUCACAGGCGAUCUGGCAGCAACAUCAGCGGGAUCAGCAGUGAGACUGGAAUGGAUGAUCAGUCGGUAAAUUUUGAUGAACUAUCUUUGGCGUCCAAUCCGGAGUCUCCCCAGCCUCUUGAGCUAGAGCCAGUCAGACAAAGACGGACUCGUAUCCCUGACAAGCCCAACUAUUACCUCAAUCUGUGGAGCAUCAUGAAGAACUGUAUUGGAAAGGAGCUCUCAAAGAUACCAAUGCCUGUGAAUUUCAACGAGCCCCUCUCAAUGCUGCAGCGUCUUUCUGAGGACCUGGAGUACUACGAGCUGCUGGAUAAGGCUGCUAAAUGUCAGAGUUCUCUAGAGCAGAUGUGUUAUGUCGCCGCUUUCACAGUCUCUUCCUACUCCACCACUGUCCACCGCACAGGAAAACCCUUCAACCCUCUGCUGGGAGAAACUUUUGAGCUUGAUCGACUCAGCGAGUGCGGCUACCGCUCCCUGUGUGAACAGGUGAGUCACCACCCACCAGCUGCAGCUCACCAUGCUGUCUCUGAAAAGGGUUGGACCCUGAGACAGGAAAUUACUCUGGCCAGCAAGUUUAGAGGAAAAUAUCUCUCAAUCAUGCCCUUGGGUUCUAUCCAGUGUCUGUUUGAUAAGAGCAACAAUCACUACUCUUGGAAAAAAGUCACUACAACAGUACACAACAUUAUUGUGGGGAAACUGUGGAUUGAUCAGUCAGGGGAGAUAGAUGUGGUGAACCACAGGACGGGAGAUCGCUGCCACCUCAAGUUUGCUCCCUACAGUUACUUCUCCAGAGAUGUACCAAGAAAGGUAACAGGAGUAGUAACCGAUAAGGAUGGAAAGGCCCAUUAUGUGCUGUCGGGAACAUGGGAUGAGAAGAUGGAGUUUUCCAGGGUAAUGCAGAGCAGUAAAGGCGAGAACGGCACAGAGGGCAAACAGAGGACUGUCUAUCAGACCCUCAAAGCCAAAGAAAUCUGGAAAAAGAACCCUCUACCAGAGGGAGCAGAGAACAUGUACUACUUCUCCUCAUUGGCCUUGACACUCAAUGAACCUGAAGAGGGAGUGGCACCGACGGACAGUCGAAGACGCCCCGACCAGCGAUUAAUGGAAGACGGACGCUGGGAUGAGGCUAACGCAGAAAAACAGAGGCUAGAGGAAAAACAGCGCACGUCCCGUCGAGAGAGAGAGAGGGAGGCUGUUAAAGCAGCCAGCUCUCCUGAGGAAGGCACCCAUCAAGACAACCACCAAGCACUGUGGUUUGAGAAGAUCGAUGACCCCGUAUCUGGAGAGACCUUACAUGUCUACAAGGGGGGUUACUGGGAGGCGAAGGACCAAGGCAACUGGGACAUGUGCCCUGAUAUCUUCUGAUCACAGCCGAAUGAGCCUCAGUGGUGUACAAAUGAGAAGAUGGUUAGAGGUGAUCUACCUUACAUCGGCUCAACUGGGGAAUCAAGCCUGACAUCAACCUAUUUUCAAUGUCUGUAGCUUCAUCUGAUCACCCCCCCCAAGCUCCCCCUAUUCCAGCAGAGAUUUGCUCAGGAUCAAGGGCAUGUGGAUUUCACCCUCAAUGUAGAAACUAUGCACAUUGUGCAUUGUAGUGACAAUGGACAAUGAUGCAACUGGUUGGUGUUCAGAAUCCCCUCUCACUGCCUCUCAAACACUUUGUUUAUCUUGGUCUGCUACUUGCUCUCAGUCCAUGGGCCUGUAGUACAGCCUAUGAGUUGCAUUUGGCAACAGGUUAUUGUGGCUGUGCUGUUGUGCAUUUUCUUUGGAAGCACUAAUGUCAGAGGCAUAAUUCCUCCAGACAUCCUACAAUAUACAAGGUUUGCUUAGACAGAGUGAGCUACUACCUAACAUGUCAUUUAUGUGUUUGUGUUGUGCGUUCCUGAUUUUUAUGAUUUUGCAGUGAAUUUAUUACAGCUUCUCCAGCACAGAAACACUCCAAGUCAAAGUCAAAUCACACCCAGUAGUUCACACUGGAAAUAUUCACCGUGCCAGUUUCAAACCAUGUCACAUGCACAGAUGGAAAGGCUUCAGUGGCAGAUGACAGGAGUUAAAGGAAGUAAUUAAAGGCAGAUUUCAACAAUUAUUUUCAGUGUGAGGUUUCACAUACCAACACACGUUACAGAGCUUGCCUUUGAAUUUAUGUGAGUUGCGGUGCUACUUUAUUCACUGAUGUGAAACAGCAACUCUAAAGGUAUACUAUAUCUACAUACUAGCCUUUUUUAAAAUUUUGUACUCAAUUAGGCUAUUUCCCCUGAUAACUCUGUAAAACCCAUGGAAUUUGUGAAGACAUGAAAGUAUUUCACAAUGUUUCUUCUACUCUUCUUACUGUAAUUUGGCCUGAUAAAGUCUGGUUUGGUAAUCUUAAGAAUCCUUACUUAUGAGCUGCAUAUUUCAUUCCAUAUAUAAGUUGUCUUUUAUACUUUUUUCACUGUUGAAGAGUAUCAUUUCCCUUUUCUUCUCUUUUCUAUUGGUGUAAGAACAAUGACAUUUAUAUAUGCAGAAUUCUUAUGUUUAAAAAAUGUUUUAAUAAGUGUGCCCCAAAUACAUGAACUUCAGACUGUUUUCAUACUACAGUUUCUGCUCUUGUUAAUAUACCAGGAUCAAUCACUAAUGUUCUGCUUUCAAAGUAAAUGUUGAGGCUCACAAUUUGAAAAGUUGUCAAAAAUGUCAGAGCAGCAGGGCUGUGCUCCAAGCUGUAACUGAGCUGUGUGCAGAUUUCUACUGGCUCGAUGAUUUGUGAAGUGAUGUGAAGUGUGAGGCGAGUGUUUUUGUCUUCCUGAUUUCCUUCAAAUGUAUUGAUCAUAGCUUUAAUCUCAGAUUAGGAUAUUUUAGUCUUUUGUGUGUGUUGCGAGUAUAGAUUUUUAACAGACAGCAAUAAGAGUGCCUCAGUGCAUAUACACACGUGGCACAAAAUGAAAUAUGAGGACGAUGUGAAGCAAGAAUGCUAGAAUGGCAAAAACUGAGUUCUGUCUUUAUAUUUGUCUCUGUUGUUGUUUGUCACUUGAGUGGAAGGAACUGUAUAGUUGGAGAAAAUCUACGUUUCAUUUUUAUAUUCAAGUGUACUUAAAAAGAGAACACUAAAAAUGAAGGUCACAAAAUGUUGCAAAUAUUUCUAUGUAAAUAUAUUAAAUAGUAAAGUAAUUGUGAUAUUAACUGGUUUAUGUUGGUAUAGAAUCUAAAGGUGGAGAUGCACUUUGAAUUAAUUUUAUUUACUCAGCUCUGCAUACGUUUUCAUUGUCUGACCAGAGUGUACCAUGUUACCACAAAUCACCCUUUACCACCUAGGAAAGCUUUAUAUUUUAAAUUAUAUUAAUUUGUUUUUGAUGUACACUAUCCCUUCCUACAUUCAACUUUGCUUUAUACAUAAUUUAAAUAGAUAUCUUCAUAUGACAUCUCUUCAGUUACAGAGUUUACAAGGUUCUUUCUGACUUUUUUUAAUACAAUAUAAUCUUGGUUUUCAGCCAGUGGUCAUAGCCCCAUCAUUACAUCUUUAUUUUUAACUCUUUUUUUUUUUUUUUUUUUUUUUUAAGUUUCUACCUUUUUUCAUCCCUGUUAUUGUUUCAAACUCUAUGUUUUCCCCCCACACAAAAAGAGACUUAAGGUGUUCUUGCACUUUAGUACAGAAUAUCAGUGAUUUCAUUUGCCCUACUUGAUUUUACUGUUGAGUCAACUUUUGAUGUCCGCUACUGAAUUGUCACUUUGUGAGUUUGUUUUGGAAACUUCUCCUAAAACAUGCUCAACAAUUUGCAAACAAAUGUAAAAGUAAAAAAAUAUACACAUGUAUUUUUCACCUUUACUGUCCUAUUCAUUCAGUUCUUUUAGAAGGAUUGUGUUAGAGGUUGACGAUAUUAAAGUCUGUAUGGAGAUGAAGUGCA